This is a messenger RNA of Linum trigynum, 964 nucleotides long. The record is from the annotation of a GenBank genome assembly. Lineage: Eukaryota; Viridiplantae; Streptophyta; Magnoliopsida; Malpighiales; Linaceae.
AAGUAGAGAGAGCAAAAACACUAAGAGAGUGAGACUCAUAAAGCUCCGGUUUUCACACAAAAUCGCCAAGCAUAGAGAGGAGUUGUUUUAUCCUGGAGACGACCGGCUGAUAAUCUGUUGUGUGCAUCGAUGGCAGUGUCGCGAACGUCUUAAAUAAAGCGACCUAGUCCGCGACUCAGCUCCAGAUUUGGCAACCUUGUUCCUUGUUGUUGUUCUGUUAACAAUUUUAAGACGCUCGGCUGCUGCUAUGUCGAAUGAACAGAACAACAUGACUGGAUCUACUGUUGUCGAUAUCAAUCGACCCUUUAGCUUCGUUGGAGUCAACUUCCAUCGCUGGAGACAAAAGAUGGAGUUCUACCUGACGACCAAGAAGUUGGCACACUGCCUCACCAGCAUGCCCGUCGAGCUGCCGGAAGAAGCGACCGAUGAGGAGAGGGCUGCUUCUGCCAAGGAAAGGGAGCAUGACUUCCUGUGCAAGAACUACAUCCUCAACGGCCUGGCAGACGAUCUCUACGACUACUAUGCGGACAACAAGAACACCUCAUGAUGAUCUAGGAUGCGCUCCAAAAGAAAUACGACACGGAGGAGGCUGGAGCUAAGAAGUAUGUUGUUAGCCGCUACCUGCGCUACCAGAUGGUGGAUGACAAGUCCGUCGAAGUUCAGUCCCACGAACUUCCGAAAAUAGCUCAUGAGAUCGUCUCUGAAGGUAGGGGUGUACAUGGGUCGGGUGGUCCGGGUUUAGAUAUUUUAAUCACCCGACCCAUGCACUACGGUUUGGGAAAUAUUAAACCCAAACCCACCUAAAAAAAUCUAAACCCUACGGAUUGUUUCUAAUUGGGUUGGGUCGGGUUGGCGAUAUUUUUAAGUAAAAACCCAACCCAGCACAAAAUAUGUAAUUAUUCUACAUCAUAAAAAUAUUUUAUAACAAAUUAAAAAUUCAAACGAAUAAACCGAGGUGAAAGGU